Molecule: messenger RNA, 922 nt
Organism: Brassica rapa (field mustard)
Lineage: Eukaryota; Viridiplantae; Streptophyta; Magnoliopsida; Brassicales; Brassicaceae
Product: germin-like protein subfamily 2 member 1
Molecular function (GO): manganese ion binding
Source: RefSeq, a predicted model, not a curated record
CACAGACCAGAUCUAUGCGUCUAGUAUACGUUGACCUUUGACUUUUAUUUUUUUAUUUUGACAAGGUCAUUCAUGUUUCCUUGCUUUUAAAGCAUCAUCUCUCUCCUUCUUCAAUCUCUCUCACCACCAUUAACAAUCAAGAAUAAAAAAAAUCCAUGGCUUCACCAACUCCAUUCCUCUCCAUCUUCCUCUUCUUCCUCAUUACAGUCUCCGCAGAUCCUGACAUGCUCCAAGACCUCUGCGUCGCUGAUCUCUCCUCCGGAAUCAAAGUCAACGGCUUCCCUUGCAAAGACGCAGCUAACGUCACAUCCCUCGACUUCUUCUCGCAAGCACUAGCGAAUCCAGGUCUCACCAACAACACAUUCGGUGCCUUAGUCACAGGAGCCAACGUAAUGAACCUCCCAGGUCUCAACACGCUCGGUGUCUCCCUCUCUCGCAUCGACUACGCGCCAGGUGGCUUAAACCCGCCUCACACUCACCCACGUGCCACCGAAGUCGUCUACGUCCUCGAAGGAACACUCGACGUUGGGUUUCUCACUACGGCCAACAAGCUCAUCUCUCGGUCUCUCAAGAAAGGUGACGUGUUUGCUUUCCCCAAAGGACUUGUUCACUUCCAGAAGAACAACGGUGAUGUUCCUGCCUCUGUCAUCGCUGCUUUCAAUAGUCAGCUUCCUGGAACUCAGUCUCUUGGUGCUACUUUGUUCGGUUCUACGCCUCCUGUUCCUGAUGAGAUCUUGGCUCAAGCCUUUCAGACGUCUUCGGGAACUGUUAAACAUAUCAAAACUAGGUUCCAACCCAAGAAAUGAUCUUUUUAAUCCAAAUUCAUUACAUGUUUUUUUUUUCGGUUCUGUUUUUAUUUCUCUUGUGUAAUGAAAACCAAUAACUGAUCUUUGAAUGUGCAUUUAAGCUCCAUUGUCGCAAC